Messenger RNA from Drosophila takahashii, 1383 nucleotides. Its product is annotated as acyl-coenzyme A thioesterase 9, mitochondrial. Gene Ontology annotation, molecular function: fatty acyl-CoA hydrolase activity. The record is from RefSeq and is a predicted model, not a curated record. Gene Ontology annotation, cellular component: mitochondrion. Gene Ontology annotation, biological process: acyl-CoA metabolic process. NCBI's taxonomy places the organism in Eukaryota, Metazoa, Arthropoda, Insecta, Diptera, Drosophilidae.
UCAAAUUGCAAAAAAAGCAAAUGCUUUGGGAGGAUCGCCUUGCGAGGAUUGUGUCCGCAACUGGGAUCCCUUCGUCACCGGUUCGCGGAAUGCGGCAGGAAGCAACUGGAGUCCGGACACUGCUCGGGCACCAUGGCAGACGUGGCAAAGAAAAUCCGGGAGUACAUCGGGGUGGAGGCUGGCUACCACGCCAUCCCCAAGAGCCGGGAAGGGCUGCUCAAGUUCCAGCCAAAGCUGAGCGACUUGCCGAACCGCUCCAUGACGGACUCGCAGACGAGCGCCAAUGUGCUCCUGGAAUCCGAUGCUCUGCUGAGGCAACGCUUCGCUUACGCCGGCGGCCUGCUGCGCAUGGGCAGGAUGAUGGAGGAACUCGACCUUCUCGCCGUGUGGAUCUGCCAUCGGCAUGUCCUUCUGCCGAAGCUACCGAAAGGCGUUCCAUUGCCCUACACUUUCGUCACCCUGCUGGUGGACCACGGGCACUUCCUGGUCGAGAAGUUCAGGCCGGAUGUGGACGUCUCCCUGUCGGGACACGUUUCGUGGACGGGCGAUAGCUCCAUGGAGAUCUCGGCAUAUGUGCGGCAAAGUGGAAUGCUGCUGGCGAAGGCCAUUUUUGUGAUUGCCGCCCGCGAUGCCACCAAUAGUGGCCCGGCCCCAGUGAAUCCUCUAGUGCCGGCCAACGAACUGGAGGAAUGCCUCCACCAGGAGGCCCUGGAGCGGCACAAGCUAAGGGCGGGUAAAUCGCCCCUUUUGGAGGACAAACGAAAGCCUUCGAGGGAGGAGGAGCAGAUCAUGUAUGAGUUGUUCACUCGAACCAAGGGCAUCGAGGGUCCCACACCCACGGAUAUGACCACUCUGCCUCCGGAUUGCCGCUGGAUGUCCAAGUGGCAUCGCCGGACCCUGCUGCACUCCUUCCCGGAGCACCGCAACGAAUCGAACACCAUUUUCGGUGGCUUCAUCAUCCGCAACGCCAUCGAGUUGGCCUACAUGACGGCCAGCCUCUUCGCCAACGAGUACUCGAUGAUCCGUUUCAUAUCGGACAUCACCUUCACCCAUUCGAUCCCCGUCCACAGCUAUAUAAACCUGAAGGCCUACGUGGUCUACACCCAGGACAAUUACGUCCAGCUGAUGACUGUGGUGGACGCCAUCCAUGGCAAUGACUUUACGCAGUUUCCCUGCAACACGCUGCAUUUGACCUAUUUGUGCAGCCACAAGGUUCCGGAGGUCCUGCCAAAAAGUUAUUACGAGGCCUUAUGGUAUUUGACAGGGCGUCGCUACUUCAAUCGCUUCCUCGAAUCAGUAGGUCGAGACAUGGAGGGCAGUGCAUCAAGUCCUUCGGGAAAGACCGAUGGAGCAGGUUAAAGCCUUACGAUAAGGAGUUAUCAG